Messenger RNA from Polistes canadensis, 1534 nucleotides. RefSeq lists its product as uncharacterized. Lineage: Eukaryota; Metazoa; Arthropoda; Insecta; Hymenoptera; Vespidae. The record is from RefSeq and is a predicted model, not a curated record. The transcript is spliced from 6 exons. Bases 4 to 1215 code for a protein of 403 amino acids.
GAGAUGCUUGAUUUAAAAACACAAUCAAGGGUUCUCAAUUUUUUUCCAAUCCCAGUUGAGGAAGAGUGUCUAGCUUCAGAUAAACGACGACGUGGGAUAUGCAUGAAUACGUAUCAAUGUCGUAUUCAAAACGGAAAAUCAUAUGGACCGUGCGCUCUUGGAUUUGGUGUUUGUUGUAUAUUUACGGCAAGUUGCGAUCAAGAGGUGCAGAAUAAUUUGACCUACGUGACCAGUCCUGGUUUCCCGAACCUCAUCGACCGACCCAUGAACUGCUCGGUAGUCGUCCAGAAGAUCGAUAGGCAGGUCAGCCAAUUGAGGAUCGACUUCUUACACUUUAACAUAGGUCAACCCAACGUAAGAACUGGUAUCUGUGACGAGGAUAUUAUGGAAAUUAGGAAUGGUAAUAAGUCGUCUUUGAGAUUGUGUGGUUGGAAUAGCGGGCAGCACAUAUAUUUAGAUGUAAACGAGGCCGACGAACCCGUGACCCUUGAUUUUAAGCUACCAAAUGGACUUCAUUCGCGAAUGUGGGAAAUGAGAGUGAUCCAAUUGGGUUUUGAGGAUCGUGCACCAGCUGGUUGUCUUCAAUAUUUUAGUUCACCAAAUGGUACCCUUAGAACAUUGAAUUAUCUACCAAAUGGUAGAUUUCUAGCGAAUCAGGAUUAUCUGAUUUGCGUGCGUCAAGAAAAAGAAAUGUGUGGGAUAUCUUACUCUCCUUGUUCGAAAGAUUCAUUUCGAAUAGGAGCACCAAGAUUACGAUCACAGCAAAUUGUAACGAGUGCUAAGGUUAUUGUUCUCGGAAGAAAUUCUACUAACAAUUUUACAAAUGUCAGUGAUAACGUUAACGGUAAUUCUACGGGCACUGAACAAACGGAUCUUUUAACGGAAGGAUCUGGAAGUGGUCCGGAUGAAGAAGAAACUGUUACAGCUUUAACAGUAUUAACUAGAAGAUGCAGAGACAAAGUUCUUAUACCUUGUGAUUUCGAGGAAUUUAUCACGCCUGGCAACAACGGUGUUGGAAUUUGUAAUCUCGAACAUUGCGGUGAUUCGUUGUGUGAUAGAAACGAGCUAGACAACGAUGGAAAUUGUCGUGUCGAGACUUGGGCAACGCCCUUUCGUAUAAGGGUUGCGUUUGGUCCUGGAGAAGAUACAGGGACCACACUGGAGGACAAUAUUGGCAUGUGUCUUACGUACGAACAGUUACGUUGUGUACUUUGAACGAUUAAACGAUAUGAUCUAGUGUAAAAAGUGCGAUAGUAAAAAGAAAGUAUACGUGUGUGUUGUCAAAUGAAAUCAAAAGAAAAUGAGAAUUAGGAGAAGAAGAGAGGGAUUACAUUUGAAAGAAUUUAAGAGAAGGAUCAACAUUUUUCAUAAUAGACGUGACGUGUCAGAGAGUCAAAUAGUAUUUUUUAUUUACAAACAAACUAGCUUAAAUCGUAAACGCAGCGCGCAACUCUCGGUACAAUAAUAGAUAUAUUAUUAUUAUUAUAGAUAUAUAUAUUAUAUUUAUAUAUAAUUCGCCUUUUUUUUGUCAUUU